CCCAAAUCAUAACAACAAUGUAGACGAGCUAAUGUGUGUGCAUGUUGUUACACUGAAGAUUUUGGCUGUGUACUGUGUAGAUCUACUGUGUUGGCUGUGUUAGUGUAGCAGAACCCGUGCCAGGCCCUGUGUGAGUGCGUGAGCUGUGUUGAGUUGAGUUCAUAUCAUAGGCCUAGAUAAGAUAGAUAGAUCAAGAUCUGUUUGUUUACAGUUUUGUCCGAGCAGGGCCCGUGGCAGGAGAGAUUUGAGAGUGACAGCUGAUUGAACUGAUUCAUUUGUUGAGAAGGCCGAAAUGUGAGUUAAACAUGGCAGGCAGAAGUGCACAGCAGACAAGACGCGAAUGGUCAGACCAGUGUGAGUUUUCGGAAAGUGACCCUCAUCAUCAUGUUGGGGAAGGAAUGGGGUCUGAAAUAUCUGAAUUUGUUCCACCCCCUGUCCCAGUAGCAGUACAAGACUCUUCUGAAGAGAAAUAUGUUGUACUGAAUGGCCAGAAGGUGAAGUCAGAACCGAUGGAGUAUGAGUAUGAAUAUGAUUAUAAUGAAGUUGAUUUUGUGAAAACAGAUAGACCAAAUAGAUCAGACUUCUCUGACAAUGGCAAUGGUCAAGGUAGUCAAGGCAUGGUGGAUCGAGGAGAAGCAAUAGAAGGACAAGUGAGAAGUGUAAACAAAGAAAUAUGUGUUCAUGUCAGUGUCAAGCAAGAAGAACUGGUGCAAGAAGCACCAAUAACAGGUGAUUUCUCUCGGCAACAGGAUACGUUGAAAUCUGAAUCCAUGGCCCUGUCACUCGGAUGUAAGCCAGGGACAUCUACUUCUAGUGCCAGUGAGGAAAGGGAGAUGGGAGGGGCAGCUAUGGUGACCAGUUCGUCCCAGCAACUGAACUUAACACAUCAUUCCGGCUGUGUCGGAACAUCGCAGGUUGAAUCUGUGGAGGUGUGUCUGUGUCCAGCUGACAGCAGUGUCUACGUGGAAGAGACGAAUGUCCCCCCAUCUAAUGAUGCACAACAUAUACAGUUGACGAGAAAAUGUCUACCUUGUGGAGCCGAAGUGAACGACUCGCAACAACAAUCUUUUUUCAAAUGUGAUUUCUGUGAUAAGGAGUAUCCUAGUCUAGAUGAUUUGACGAAUCAUACACUGAUACACACUAAAGUAGAGCUAAUCAAAUGCGAUUUCUGCGAGCAAACUUUUGAAAGUUUGGAUUGCUUGCAGAAGCAUACCCAAACGCACGGUGGGGAAAAUUUGUACAAAUGUUGUUGGUGUGACGCAAGAUUUAAACAGGAAGACGAUUUGAAAAGACAUCAGAAGACGGACUGUCAAGAAAGUUCAGUAUCCUGCAAUGUACCUAAAAUAGUAUGGUCGGGAGAAAGUGAUGACUCAGCGGAAAAAGAUAGACUCGCGGAAAUGCAGCUCUACAAAUGUGAUGUGUGCAAUGUUGGAUUUGACGCCGAUUCUGAUCUGCAGCAGCACACGUCGUCAGCGCACGGGGAUGAGGAGAAGUUCAAGUGUGAUGUGUGUCACCGGACGUUCAGGAGCAGGAGUAAUCUCAAUAAACACGUGUUUACACACACGGGAGAAAAACCGUUCCAGUGCAGCAUCUGCCAUGCACAAUUUGUGUCGAAGCGUAAUUUGAAACACCACGCUUUUGUGCACACCGGAGAAAAGCCGUACAAAUGCCAGGUCUGUGAUGCUAAAUUUAGCCAUGCGGGUAACUUGAAACAGCACACCAUGAUACACACGGGAGAACGGCCGUACAAAUGCGGUCUGUGCAACGCGAGCUUCCUCGCAAAGAUCAGUUUGAGGUUGCACACCAUGAAACAUACGGGAGAGAAACCGUACAAGUGCGACGUCUGCGACGGGGGUUUUGGCACCAAAGCCCACUUGAACGAACACAUGUUGACGCACAGGACAGACAGGCCGUUUGAGUGCGGUCUGUGUAGAGCGAAAUUCAAGCUUUCGAGAUACUUGAAGCAACACAUGUUGAUCCACACGCGAGAGGGCAUUAUUGGCAGUGAUGACGCGGGGUCUCCAUCCCCCGACAACGGACAGGAAGUGGCGGACCUGGCGGCAGACAAGCCGUUUGCGUGCCAUAUCUGUGGCACGAGAUUUCAGACGUGGAAGAGUUUACGGCAGCACGCCGUGAUACAUUCGGUGGAGAAGCGGUUCGAGUGUGAGGUGUGUGGCUCGCGGUUUGUGUCGAAACGUAAUCUGAAACAGCACAACUACAUCCACACGGGGGAAAAGCCGUUUCACUGUGAAGUGUGCAACGCGAGGUUCACGACGAAAAACAUUCUGAAGCAGCACCUGUUGGUGCACACCGGGGAGAAACCGUUCGGGUGUGAGCUGUGUGAUGCGCGGUUUAACGCCAGGAGCAGUUUGCGGCUGCACGUGCUGCGUCACACAGGGGAGAUGCCGUACAAAUGUGACGUGUGCGAGGCAACGUUUAACACGAAGAGCAAUCUAAAUCAGCACGCCUUGACGCACUCGGCAGAGAAGCCCUACGAGUGUGGUCUGUGCAGCGCCCUAUUUAAGUCUUCAAAGUACUUGAAGCAGCACAUUUUAGUACACACGGGAGAAAAUCCUCACAAAUGCGGCCUGUGUGACGCCAGAUUUAAGUCGACAAGUCACCUGAAGCAACACACUUUAACGCACACCGGAGAAAAGCCUUUCCAGUGUGGAAUUUGUCUCGUGAGGUUUUACGCGUCGAGUCACCUAAAACAGCACUCCUUUACGCACACCGGAGAAAAACCUUACGAGUGCAGUGUGUGCGACGCAAAGUUUAGUUCUAGCAGCAAUCUGAAACAACACACCCUCAUUCACACCGGGGAAAAACCCCACAAGUGCGACUUGUGCGACGCCAGAUUCCGUGCCAGGAACAGUUUGAAACAGCACGUGAUGAUGCACACGGGGGAAAAACCGUACAGCUGUGACGUGUGUUUGGCCAAAUUUAAUUCGACGGGAAACUUACGCCGGCACGCCUUGAUCCACAGCAGAAAAGCGCAAGCGUGAGAUGUCAGCAGUGCGGGAACCGGACUGUUGAGACCCUUCCUCUGGGUUACCUGUGUUGAUUUUUCUAUCACAUGUUGCGGGUGGUUGGCAGGUGCUCUGACAUCGUUUGAUCUUUUUCUCCU
Molecule: messenger RNA, 3124 nt
Organism: Aplysia californica (California sea hare)
Lineage: Eukaryota; Metazoa; Mollusca; Gastropoda; Aplysiida; Aplysiidae
Product: zinc finger protein 431
Exons: 2
Coding region: 306-3002 (898 amino acids)
Biological process (GO): regulation of DNA-templated transcription
Molecular function (GO): RNA polymerase II cis-regulatory region sequence-specific DNA binding; DNA-binding transcription factor activity, RNA polymerase II-specific
Source: RefSeq, a predicted model, not a curated record